UUGGAAGUAUCGUUAUUUUACUUGUCGUCUGCGUGCCCUGCUAUAGUAUAGCGUUGAUGAAUGUGGUGGAUGACCGGAUGGCAUGAAGCAAGUAGCAAUCAAUAAUGUGACCGUGGCAUUGUGCUCAGGCAGAGUGGUUUGUCAUAACUUUGCUUGGCACUUUAAAGUUUAUGUUGGCUUAGCAGUACACGACCGCAUACUGUAUACUGUAGAUGCACGCACAAACCACUUACACAAUGUAAUCAUACGCCGUCAGAGUCGGACAGGGAGGCGCUAGGCAGCGGUCAGUUACCUGCAGUCUACAGUAUCGGGAAAGCGUAUUGGUUGGUUGGUUGGUUGGUUGGUUGGCUAGAAUUGGAUUCAUGAAAGAGCAGAGCUCGCUGCUCUACUUCUGCAGGUGACAAAACUUCGGAUGGUUGACUUGGUCGAGACGCGGUAGAAACUCCCGCGGGGCUUUCGUUCGGAGACGGUGCUGGCCGAGUGAGUGUGGGAGCUGUAACGCGAUUCCGACCUGUCUGCUAUACCGCCUUUGGCGCGUUUUCCGCUUUCGCGCUGUUGUUGCAGACGGGCGUGCUAGGCCGGCGGAGGUUCUGCAUGUCAACUUGUUGCCCGCACUUCAGCGCAGCGAGGUUGAACCGACUUGUUGGACACGUCUAGAGAAUAGAGCCCUGCCAGAACCGCAAGAGACAAUGAUUGGGGCUCGACCUCUUCGAUGGCAGUUCGCCUUUCUUGGAGUAUUGCUGCUUGCUGGACAGGCUUGGUCGCUAGCUCCGCGAAACGACAACCAAGGCGAAGAUCAUGUGAAGAACACAGCCCAUUCCAAUUGUACAGCACGUGUAUUACAUGUGAAGAUGGCACACAUUCACCGGCCGAGGAUGAGUAUCAUCGUUUCCCCACACCAACACACCGCAUGGCUACCCAGUCAUGGAGUGCUGCUAGUGCGCCCGGCCACUCGCGCGUCAGUGUUCUGUAGCGUUGUGUCUGGGCACGGCUACAGCUUGAUCGCCACCCUGGACGGGACACCACAGAACUGCAGCCAUUCAGCACCGGCCGAGAUACUCGAGAGCUGCAAUUGCACCCUGGGAGGCUGCAGCGAUCCAGCGAAUGACACGCUGCCAACCAGAAGGGUCCUGUGUUCGGUACCGGUCCGCAUAGGCACGUUGCAGUGCUCCGUGGACUAUGGCAAGGCCACGGCUAGUGUUACUGUCAUCAGCAUGUUGCCGUACAGUGUUCCAGAAGGAGUUUGGAGAAUGUCACGGACGCAGAGGGAUACCAUGGAUGCUAUGGACACUGCACAGGUUUUUGCCGUGAAGAACGCUCCACUGGUACUCAGAGCCAAGUUCUACGUCCAACCAGGACGCAUGUACGGCAUUGAAAUCGACAAGUUCAUCGGCGAUGGCAAUGACUACGAUCCAAACCGUGGAAUCUACUAUGAGAAAAGCUCAGCAACAAAUGUUCUGUUAGUUGCACAUACAAUAACUAAGUCGACAACAGACGCAGACUCUGGACGCUACAGAAUUUUCAUCAGCCUAACAAGAAGCUUUUGGGAUAGACAUGAUACAGUUGUUGAAGUUCGCGUUGUUUCGAGACCAGACAUGAAAGUGUUCUUGCCGGCAGCAAAGGUGCUCCAACGAGAGGUUGGCGGUGUGCGAACAUAUUUCGUUCCACCCAACGUUGGCAGUUCAGCCGUGCUGCUUUGCAACAUGCGAGCUGGCAAUGCUACAGACAUUGAACUAUGGCGGGACAAUACUGCCAUCAAGCCGUCUCUGACCCAGCGGGAACUGGCAGCAGUACGUAACACAACAUGUACCGACUGCCUGGCACAGUCCGCUGUCGUGUCCGUGCAAGGCCCUGAGGAUGGCAUCAGCGGCUCCACGUACGCCUGCCGUGUGCGACAGCACGGCACCCUAUUUCAAGCGUCAGUGAAGCUGAUUCAAUUAUACCCGCAGACAAUUACCAGCAACAAGGAACUGCUUCUAGUGGAAAUCAACACCACAGUGAUCCUAGCUGAUGUGGCCAUAACAGGCUUUCCCCUGCCCGAGAUUCAAGUGACGCUGCCAGAUACACUGCCAAUCGGCGAUGGAAUCGACUUCACAUACCGUCUCCACCCAGACUCACAAUCCAAUGUCAGCGUUCGCCUAGAUAACUACUCAACGAUCCUUCUGGAGUACACCGUGAGCAAGAGCGUCCUGUACACGGCAACGGUGACGGGGAAGCUCGUCUCACCGCUGGGAACACCGUCGGAUGGUGAUCACCUUGCUGGCAACUACACAUUUAGCAUUCUCAAUCGUGUUCUCGGCAAUGGGCCUAGUCAGGUGGUGAUCACACUUGAAUCAGAAACCUUCAUAGUUCACGAAAACGUUUCGAUUGAUGUUGAGCGGCUAUCGAGCAGAGCGAUUCGAUGUGAGUUGAGUCAUGAAGUCUACUGGCCAGUCACCUGGAAAUGGUUCACGAAUGGAAGCAGUGCACUUGAAGAAUCGGCUAGCGAGCAACCCCUCCUGACCAGCUAUGGGUUAUCGUCACUGCUCCAGCUCUCGCACAAACAAGUACACGACCUUCGCGAGGCCCAGGGCAGCGUGCUGUGCCGAUCUCAGUGGAGAGACUGGAAUGGCAUAAUGGGAGACACUGAGGCCGUGGCUUUUGUACCUUCAGAGGAGGAGCCUUCCUUGGAUCCAAACAUCACUCUAGGCGUGCGGCUGAACCACACCGACGAUGGUCUGGACAUGCACUGCUACUUGGAGGCACGACUACCAGCAGCAGAUAGUGGUGACGUGCAGUGGUGCUGGAAGAGCACGGCCAGUGAGGUGGUGAGUGCAGGCAUGCGCUGGUCCAGCACUCUGUUCGUGCCCACCACACAGCUCAACGUGCUCCGGGCGCUAUCGCGGAAUGUCACAUGCUCGGUGUCCUGGCUGGACCCUGAUGGAUUCCAACACUGGCAAACAAAGAUUGCCUAUCACCCCAUAGAAGAAGGUAAAGAGAAGGAAGUGGGCAAGCAACGAGACUCGAACGUAACUACCCUAAAAAUGGCGAUUGACAGUGCAGUGAGUCCAGAUGAAGUCCGAGGUUUUGCUUCAAAGCUGCAGCAGUUAUCUGCCACAUCGCCAGGUGAUCUGGUGACUGCUAACGGCGCCUCACUCCUCGCGUCUCUGGUGAAUAAAUCCAUCCAGGCUCAGGUUGAGUCCGUCGGCAAUGGAUCAGGAUCGGAGUUUGUAAACACGGUCACACGCAAUGUCGCCACAACCGUUAGCAACCUGAUGGAGAACGUUCCUCAAGACGCUCCAGGCAAUGCCCCGCUGUCCAAAGCAACAGUCAUAAUCCGCAUAGCGUUGGAAACGUUAAUGGAGGCUACAGCCGUCUCUUUCCACACGCCAUUCCAAGUAUCUUCUCCAAACCUAGCUCUGAGUUGCCAUUGCCCGAGCCAGUCUUACUCUCAGCUCUCCGUUUCUGAUGAAACCAGCAACGACAAUCAUUCAUCACUUACGAUUUUAUCGGAGAGCAAUGGCGAGCCAAGCAUCUUGGCAGGUGUGCGUGUUCCACCGCUGAUGCGAUCAUCCCCUACGAGUGAUCCGGAAAGCCAAAGUGACUGUGGGCAAGCUUCGCCUGUGGAGAUCAUUGCCUAUCGGACUCCUAUGCUAUUCCGUCCCAGUGGUGAAGACCUUAAGCCGGGAUCUCCAGCACCAGAGGCUAUCCAAAGUGUUGUGCUGAGCGUCAAGUUUCGUGGGCAUGACCACGUGGACCUACCUGGCAACCCGGUCCAGUUGAACUUCACACAUAAAGACAUAGGCGGCACGCACCGCGCUAUGUGUUCCUAUUGGCAUGAAAACACCGAAUCAUGGAGGCAGGAUGGCUGUCGGGCCAUCUCGUCCGGCAAGAAUCCAGGAAUGACAAGCUGCGAAUGCGAUCACUUGACCAACUUCGCCCUGCUGUUCGUUCGUGAUGAUGUCAUCACAUCCGAUGGGCAUGGCAACGCAGGCAGAGCCCUGACGAUCAUUACAUUCGUAGGCAGCGCGCUGAGCAUCAUCUGCCUUCUGGCCACCGUUUUCAUUAUCCUCUACUUCAAGAAGCUUCGCACCAAGCCGUUCCAGCAGACAGCACUGCAGCUAUCUCUGGCACUCAUCCUGAAUACCGUGCUGGUUCUGCUGGUGAUGCAGGGACGAGACGAGAACGUGCUCAGCGCCGAGAACGACAGCCUGUGCACCGCUCUGGCCGUGGUAAUGCACCUCAGCUUGCUCGUGGUGUUCGGCUUGAUGGCAGCGGCGGCGGUACAUCUGUACCUGAUCAUCGUGAAGACUAAACACGACCAGCGCACUGUACGCCUAGUCUAUGCCCUUGCCUAUGGUACCCCAUUCAUCAUCGUUGCUUUUCCAGCUGGCAUAAGAAGACUUGACGCCUACGGCUCGGAAAAGCUAUGUUGGCUAAAGGAUAACAGUACAUUUUACACCACCGUUGUAACACCGCUCUGUGGCAUGCUGGUGUUUAACUGCAUCAUGCUGACCAGUAUUUCCAAGCACCUGUACCACGUACGCAAGAACCUCAGCUCUCAGAAGCAGGGGCGCGAGAUCAACUUAGUUACCGUGGUGAUAUCCAUGUCGGUGGUGAUUGGCCUGGCUUGGAUCAGCGGCGUGUUGCUUGUGAUCCAUAACACUGUUGCGACGCAGUACAUCUUUACUCUGCUCGUGAGCACACAAGGCUGCCUCAUGUUCGCCGUCCACACGGCACGAUCCCCCGACGUUCGUCAGGAACUGCUCAAGUCGGUUCACUCGUCCACCGCGUCUUCCGCCUUGUCCACAAAGCGUCGCCGCGGGUCCAAGGGGAAAGGGUCCAGUAGCACGCCUACAUCCUUUGUCCUGGAUCACAUCCGCAGUUUGUACCUGUUCAGCCGACGCAGCUCUGCGACACUUUCCCAGCCAACCAGUAGCAAUGUUUGAGAGUACAGUCAGUGCAGUGUGCACUGGUACUGCUCGGAGCCCAGUCCAGUAUAUCGAGUGCUGGGUCUUACAGGUCAUGGGACAUCAGUAAGUACUUACACAACUGUUACUGCGUCUGCUUGGCCUCCGACUGCAUGUUGGCAUACCAGUCCGCUGAUCUUGGAUAUACAGUACAUGCACUCCGGCAAUAAGUUUCAUAUCUUUUUUGUGCUUGGAUGUCCAUUAUACUUUAAAGCACAGUAUGCUGAAUACUCCAUCAAUUCUCCCUGACGCUAAUCUGCAUGUUGUCAUACAAAUCAGCUGAUCUUGGAUAAACAUUACAUGUACAGUGGUAAUAAUAAAUUACAAAUCAUUUUUUGUGUAUGGAGGUACUUUAUGCUUUUAAAAGCAUCACAGUAAGCUGCGUUUUCCAGCAAUUUCCCCUGACAAGUCUCACGAUGACAUUAUGUGUCCGCUGGGGUUUUCAAUCCAGUGCUUCAUCUUAUGCGCUUACGGCUAAAGUUGGAAUGAACAAAAUAUUUCAUUCCAGCCGAAAUUGCCCAAUUCACGGCAGGGGAAAGCCAAUUGCCACAAGCUCGUGGCUGGCUAUGUAUGAUCUAUGUUAUUCCCUUAUCAUGUCAGGUACACGGCCUCGUGUUCCCACAACUAAAUUGUCUAAACUAAUUUGCCUCCUUCCCCAAGCGGGUUUUUGUUUAUCUUGGACAUGAUUUUGCCCCCCCCCCCCACUUCCAUCUAAUAUGCCACCGCCCCCGCUGUGCAGCAUCUGAUGGUUCUGUGGUAUUCAGUAAAAAAAUAAUAAUAAUGAUUUAAAAAAAUUUCGAUGUUACCUUUUGUGUCAGAGUUGUAGCUGAACUUCUCAUACAUGCGCAAGAAUACCAAACAUCCAUGAUGAUCUUCUUUGCUUCAAUACAUUUCUGCAAAAAAAUCAUUUCUUUUCUUCACUUCUUUUUGAAUGAUGCUUUGGCUUAAUCUGCAAGUUCCAUUUCGGUCUCGUUUCGUGUAUUUUCAGCACAGUAUUUGUAUGGGUCUGAUCAGAGUGUUUCCAAUCAAAAGUUUUACAUUUCA
Sycon ciliatum is the source of this 5993-nucleotide messenger RNA. RefSeq lists its product as uncharacterized. The transcript is spliced from 18 exons. The record is from RefSeq and is a predicted model, not a curated record. Lineage: Eukaryota; Metazoa; Porifera; Calcarea; Leucosolenida; Sycettidae. Gene Ontology annotation, molecular function: G protein-coupled receptor activity. Bases 690 to 4928 code for a protein of 1412 amino acids. Gene Ontology annotation, cellular component: plasma membrane. Gene Ontology annotation, biological process: cell surface receptor signaling pathway; adenylate cyclase-activating G protein-coupled receptor signaling pathway.